Thalassophryne amazonica is the source of this 3431-nucleotide messenger RNA. It is a transcript of the gene numbl, whose product is annotated as NUMB like endocytic adaptor protein. The record is from RefSeq and is a predicted model, not a curated record. Lineage: Eukaryota; Metazoa; Chordata; Actinopteri; Batrachoidiformes; Batrachoididae.
GAGUCUGGUGGUGUCAUCACUGUUCUCGCUGCUCUCUCCUCAUGCUGCUGCUGCCGCGCAGUUUUUCUUUCCCUCUCGGCAGCUCUGGUUGUCAUCAUUGCAUCUCCGCUCACCUGCUGUGUCAGUUGUUCCUGCGUGACAUGAGUUCUUGCGGCGAAAUGGAGGAGGCCAUCGACCUCAGUACCAGGGAGCACGUGACCCCGGAGAUGAACAAGCUUCGUCAGAGCCUGAGGAGGAAAAAGCCCACCUAUGUGCCAGAGGCCAGCAGACCGCAUCAGUGGCAGGCUGACGAAGAGGCUGUACGCAAAGGCAAAUGUAACUUCGCUGUCCGAUACCUGGGGCUGGUCGAGGUGGAGGAGUCGAGAGGAAUGCACGUCUGUGAAGAGGCAGUGAAGAAGUUAAAAGUUAGUGGCAAGAAGACAGUGAAGGCGGUGCUGUGGGUGUCAGCUGAUGGACUCAGGGUGGUGGAUGACAAAACUAAGGACCUCAUUGUGGACCAGACCAUAGAGAAGGUUUCAUUCUGCGCUCCUGACCGUAACUAUGACAAGGCGUUCUCCUACAUUUGCCGAGAUGGUACCACCAGACGGUGGAUGUGCCACUGCUUCAUGGCUCUGAAAGACUCGGGGGAGCGACUGAGCCAUGCUGUUGGCUGUGCGUUUGCCGCCUGUCUAGAGAGGAAGCAGCGCAGGGAGAAGGAGUGUGGCGUGACAGCAUCAUUCGAUGCCAGUCGCACUUCAUUCGUGCGUGAAGGCUCUUUUCGCGGCACGUCAGGCUGCAGCCAGCAGGGCGGCAACAAUGAGCGAGAUGACAAGCUGCAGGAUAAGAAGAAAGAGCAACCUCCUGUUAUGCCAUCUCUGCCACCUGGCACUGCCUCGCCACCCGAGGGCGCAGUCCCCAUGGACCGUUCGGAGACUGGUGGGCCUCAUGCCAUUCCUCGUCGCCACGCGCCCAUUGAGCAACUGGUGCGUCAAGGGUCAUGAGGAUUCCCGGCUCUGAGUCAGAAAAACUCUCCCUUCAAAAGGCAGCUGUCGCUCCGCCUGAAUGACUUGCCAUCCACACUGCAACGCAAGACUGACUUCCAAGACAAGAACCCUGAGAUGGAUAUGGGGUUGCCAGGUGAGGGAGACAGUAGCAUCAAUGCUCUGUGUAGCCAGAUCAACACAUCUUUCACCAAACCGUCUGAAGAGCAUUUCUCAAACCCUCCUACUCCACCAAUGGCCCACCAGUCUGCACUGUGCCCCCGAUCUUGCUCCACCUCCUGCAUGCUACAGGCCACUUCUUCCUGGGUGCAGCCAGAUCCUCCACUACACUCUCCUCCUCCAGUUUCAGUGGCAAUGCAGAUUGGACACAAACGCACACCUUCUGAAGCUGAGAGAUGGCUGGAGGAGGUAUCCCAAGCUGUUAAGGCUCAACAGACCCCACCUCCUGGACCAACCCUUCCCACCAUCCCUGGCCCACCUACCAUUUCAACUCAGCAAGUAUCUGCUCAGGCAACUAUUCCACCUGCCCCAGUGUCCACUGUGACCAUGUCCCUUGGAUAUGCCCAACCCCUCAUGUCUGGUCCCUCCACUCUCUCAGGUCAGACCCCACUGCCACUUCCACCCAUGUCAGUAUCAGCAGUUCCUCUAAUACCAGGCCCUCCAGUAACAGGGCCCCCCAUGUCUCUGCCUUCCAUGUCUAUUCCCACUAUGUCUGGUCCUAGCAUGUCUGGAGCUCCCAUGAUUCAUCCCUCUCUACCUGGGCCACCAGGGUCUCUUCCAAGCUCUAUGCAGCCUUUUCCGUUGGCCUUUGAUGUCACACCAACGCCUGUGGGCAUGUUUGCCAAUCAGCGUCAGCCUGCUUUCAUGCAGAUGCAGACCUACAUGCCGGGCCUGGCUAGCAGUAUGACUUACCCUAAUGUCAGCGUGCCUGUGGUAGGCAUUACACCAUCGCAAAUGGUAGCCAAUGUCUUCUGUACCGCUACAGGUUCUUCUGGUGGCAGUGGAGCUAUGAGCUCAGUUGCCCCUAAAGUGGGACCACUUGGAACUGUUGGCCACCAUUAUUCGUAUCCAGCACCUGGUACAACUGGACACACGGGAAGCUUUUCACCAUCACUAUUCUCCUCCACUCCACCAAUAUCUACAACCAUUAAUGGCCUCCUACCCCAGAGCAACACCACUACAAUGACCAUCCAUAACGGGACCUCCAGCAGUGGUGGGAAUGGUGGCAGCAGUAGCAGCUGGCCACCAGAGGGUAGUCAGCUAACAGCACCAGUGGCUACAGAUUCCCAUGAUGACGAUCAUUUUGAGGCCAAGUCAGCACUGGAAACCAAGCAAGCGCCUCAGCAGUCUGGGAGUAAGACACCACCUGCACCAGCCAACCCAUUUUCCAACAAUCUGCAAAAGACAUUUGAGAUUGAGCUCUAAACCACAGGUGGCUUGUGAAAGAUGAGCACUAUCGUACCAUCUUUGCUUAGAAAUGGAUGCAGGUCCUUGAAGUCAGUCUAGCGUCAGACUAGUGAAAGCCUAGCAAACUGGUUGAACCUCUCAUCGGAGUCAGUGAUGUUUAUUGCUUUCUUUACACUCCCAUGAGAGCUUGGGAGAAACUUGGACCAAUUGCUGGGCUAAUGUAAGAAGAUCAGGUCUCCAGAUCUUUAGACUUGAAGGUUUGAUCCCUUCAUCUUGUUUUCCCUGCUUUCACUUCUCCACUCUGGCUUUACUUCACAUGCUGCAAGACCCCCGUAUAUUCUUGACAUGCUCCCACAAAACCAAUGAAGGGGUGUUGGCAGGGACUCAUGGAUUCUUUCUUUAAAAGGGGACUACACUCAGCUGCAUUUCAAUUUAAUGUGAUGUUUCUGGCCAUUUUGUUUCACCCGGAGAACUUGGUGAAUUAACUGCAGCAACAGAAGACGUGCAGAGCAGCAGGGAAUAAUUCAACUGACACAAUCGAUGCUGCUCUUACCCAAGUGCAGCAGAGGUUUGGAUGCCUGAAAGAACUAGCCAGUGACGUGAAACUUGACUCUAUCAACCCAAAUGGACAUAUUGACCAAGAGCAGAGAUUUAUGGCCAAAAUUAUUUUAUUUAUUGUAUUUUAUUUAACGAGUUAUAUAUACUUAUACAUCAGAUUUUUAAAGCAGUGUUCUCAGAGCUUUGUAUUACUUAUCCCAUAUAUUUAUUUUGUUGUUUUAACCAUAAAGAGGGACACUAAAGUGACAUGUGAGUGCAUAACAUUAGCAAAGGCAGAAACACUGUAGAAAACGAGUGUAAGAGGAUGCAAAUAACGAGGGCCGACGGUACAGUAGUGUAUAUAGAGGCACAUUUUCUUAUGCCUAUUAGUGUCACAUAUACACAUUUCACUGUGGCUUAGCCCCCAGCAUAUUUGUUAAUAAAGCCCAUACUCAGACAUUAAAACCAACUUCAGGACAUUUAGUGCACAGUCUGGGUAAUGGGGAA